AGAUUGGAAUGUUUUACUGGGGAUAAUAUUAUUUCCAGUAUUUGCGAAUGCUAUGAAAGGUCAUGCUGCAUUUGAUCUGCCAGUGACCGUUUUCUGCUUGUUCAAUACAAAAUGAAUAUUUUGUGUUGGCUUCGAUUUCUAUGCUCGUUCAGUUCUCGAUAAAAUGGAAACACUUCUUAGGACGACUUCCUUUGCACAAAGGAGCUUUGGUUGGGUUGUGUGCGUUGAGUAAAUGAAUGUGAUUGAUCCUCGUUCUUGCCUCGAAACGGACUCUUCUCAGCAUUUUUCUUUCCCGACCACAAGGGUUGGCUGCUGUAGUAGCUCGUAGAAGCUCCCAAUAAAGAGGCCUCGCCCUGCGACAGUGCCAUCUGUUCAGCAACAGUAAACCGCUGAGGUUUUCCAUUGUUUGUGAGUCCAGAGACCGCCGAAGCCAUUGUGACAAUUGAAACGAAUCGAAAUGAUACCAUUUUUUCUUGUUUUGUUGCUUUUCGAUUCAGCUGUAGUUCAGAGUUAUUUGUAUUCUAAUGGUUGCUCGUGAUGAUUUGUGCACAAGAUGGUUUGUCUUCGUGUUUUGUAUGAUCUACGAAAGAACUUCCUUUGCAUCGAAAAGAAGACUGCUAGUCAUAGUCGUAACCAUAAAUAUCGAAUCAGAUGGCCUCGUUCUAAAUUCCUUCGUCCAAGAUGCGAAUUCGCUGACAAUCACACGGUAAAAACAAGACUAAUCUCUACUCGAACGCUAAAAGAUUAAACGAUCCACUGCAUGUUUCAUGACACUUUUUGACAACCCGUGCCAGAGCACCAGAAAGAAUUCAUUCAGCCACGACUGACGUGGUAGCGCGGAUUGGGACGCGCAUUGAUCCAUGCGCGAAACACUCCCUCCACGACUGGAAGUUUGGGGGGUCUGACAUGCGGUCCAAAGAAAAAUGGAAAUGCCAUCACCAUCGAUCUCAAACCCAAACAAAAAAUCCUGCUCAGAAAAUCGAAAAUCAUUGUCAUCUUUGUGUUCGAAUUUGCUUUUCGAUCGGCCAAAUCAAACUCAGCAGAAAAGGGUGCAGAUAUUCAACCGCAUCUACAUUUGGAAACAGAUCCUUUUGUUGAUAACAKAAAUCGAAGUUCCACCAAUUCACUUUCAUCCCACCCACGAGAUUAAUUUAUCGAAUUCUUUGCCAUGGCGAAGAUCAGGAAAGCCAACGAAUCACAGGAAGACGGCAAGCCUCGGAAAAAAUUCAAGAAAGAAUCGCCUCACAAGAAAAAAGAUAGGAAACAAGGCAAAGAACAAGGCAAAGAUGGCAAGACCGACUCGCCCGCUGAAUCUACAGAAAAAUGGAGCAAAAGCAAAAAGAAGAGAAUGAGAAAAAUACUGGGGAAGCUCAAGAAGGAGCAAGCCGAGGGCAAAACCAGCCAAAGUGCACCGAGCGCAACAAGCUCGACCGAUGCGUCUUCGACAAAUUCUCUAGCAGCAUCGGCGACAACAGAGACGGGCACAAAAAAGAAGAAUUCUAUCCAAGAAGCCUUCAAGGCUCGUUUGGCAGGAUCUCGCUUUCGAAUCCUAAACGAAGAAUUGUAUACAACUACGUCCCAAAAAUCCUACGACAAAUUCAAAGAAAAUCCGGAACUCUUUGAGCAGUACCACGAAGGAUUCCGACACCAGGUGGAAUCGUGGCCCGAAAAUCCCGUCGACGUCAUGGUGAGAUCGCUAACAUCAACCUAUCACAAAAAUGCUAAGCAUCAAACAACAGGACCCUGCGUUGUCGCAGAUUUCGGGUGUGGGGAUGCCCAGCUUGCCAAGGAUCUGCUAGCUGUGAAGAAAAAAAUUAAGCAGAAGGGUAAAAAUAUAAGAGAGGAAAACUCGUUUGAGGUCCACUCCUUUGAUCUGGUAUCGCCGAACGAGUUGGUGACGGCGUGCGACAUGGCAGAUGUGCCACUGAAGGACAAGUCGGUCGAUGUGUGUGUGUUUUGUCUGUCCCUCAUGGGGACAAACCUCGCAGAUUUCAUUCGAGAAGCGCACCGCGUCUUGAAAGACAGUGGUCGAGUCAAAAUCGCAGAAGUUCGUUCUAGAAUCGAGUACAGUCAUGGUCGAAAAGGAAAGAAAAACAGUAGCAACAACAAAGAGUCUUCGUCGUCCUCUGGUAACAAAGACGCCGACGUGACUUCCAAAGAGAAAACAGAAGGAACGCUAGAAGAGUUUACGGACGUUCUAAAAAAGCUAGGUUUUCAAUGCGUUCGAACCGAUCGUAGCAAUACAAUGUUCUUGCUUUUAGAUUUGAAAAAGAAUGGGAAGAAACCCGACAAGGAUCUCGAAUUUUCUGCAAAACCGUGUAUUUACAAGAGAAGAUAAAGGUCAAGGAGAAUAUUUUUAAUGAUGCCUUCUUGUAACCCCGACGUCUCUUAAAACAAAUUGUUUCGCAUUGACCACUUCUUCAUUUCAGUGAAAACGUUGGAUCUUGUAUAUUGAGUUAAGCUAAAGGAAUGAUUUAAUUCGUGUGAUUAGUGAUACAGUAUUGUAUGAGGGUUCAGCGUUGGUAGCCAUAAUUAUUGUACAGGGAAGAAAAUUUCGUUGCAGAAUAAGUCGUUUCGAAUGGGUUGUUGUUGUGUUCUUUUGAUAGUAAUAAGGAAAUAGGAAUCGUGAUCAAAUUCUGGUGCGUGAUCGAGAUAAGGAAUGGUGCGUACAGUAGUGGCGUCUUCUCUAUUCAAAACAUCCAUCUUGAUCGUAAUAUAUGUUUGUGUUCCAUGAAGAUUGCUGGGACCGGUCGGCUUCCAAUUCGUCUUCAAUGUGUUCGGUUUCCUCCCAGCACUUUUCUAAAAAGGACCGCGCGGGGGAGGAUACUGCGCUCUCUCGCUUGCUUUCGUCUUUCAUUAGCUUGACAACUAAUUCCGCCGUGGGUCGUCCAAAAAAGACCUGGUGUCCAAUGGGCAACCACGCGAAGCUGAAGUAUUCGUUGACCAGUAUGAGUUGGCCGUCCAUCCAUUGGCUGUCUUUGUAUCCCUCCGAUGCUACCUGUCCCUGCCCACCAAAUCGCUGAAGGUAUUUGCAUCCCCAUUGUUUCGCGGCGGAUUCUCCCAGUUCGAUUGGAGUCAAAUCUUGGUUUUGGGAUUGUUGAUUAUGCAGCAAGGGUUCGCUGCCCGUUUGUCUGUUGUGAUUGUUUCUUCUAUUAGAAAGGGUAGACUCAGUAGGAAAUUGUGGUGCAAGGUCGACCCGAAAGGUCUCGGCACCUCGUGGAACGUGUUUGGCUCCCGAGGUAACCUUGUGCGCAACGAGGGUAUCUCCGUGGUAGGUAACAUUGAUCAUUUCAUAUCCUUGCUCCUCGCCGUAUUUUCCAACCCAGAGGCCCUCCAAUUGAAAUUGGGGUAGGGAAGAUCGAGCGUCCAUUGCCUUUUCGUGGAAUCGCUGGGCGGCGAUUACGUCACCUGCCUGCAAGGCUAGUUCCUGCCGUUCCAGGGAAACCGUGUAGACAAACUCGGCAUCGACUUGUUGGGUCUUCAUGAUGGCUCGCUCCAGGUCGUCGACUCGUCCGAUGUCCCCGCUUCGUCGUGCUUCCUGCAAUUCGAGGCGCAUGGCCAACACCUGGUGCCGCAGUCGGUGCAAGUCGUCGCCCGUGACAAACUUCGUAGAAUCGCUGCUUCGUUCGUUUCUGACGCGGUUGUGGUGGUCCUUGCCGUUUCCCGAAUCUUCGCCACCGCUACCAUCCCGUCGCUCCGAUCGAAAAUCGUCAAAGAAAUUCCCCCCCGCUGCAAUCAACUCGAGGUGUGUCG
Molecule: messenger RNA, 3753 nt
Organism: Pseudo-nitzschia multistriata
Lineage: Eukaryota; Bacillariophyta; Bacillariophyceae; Bacillariales; Bacillariaceae
Source: the annotation of a GenBank genome assembly